This is a messenger RNA of Capsicum annuum, 1453 nucleotides long. RefSeq names its product succinate dehydrogenase [ubiquinone] iron-sulfur subunit 2, mitochondrial. The transcript has 2 exons. Lineage: Eukaryota; Viridiplantae; Streptophyta; Magnoliopsida; Solanales; Solanaceae. Gene Ontology annotation, cellular component: mitochondrion. Bases 352 to 1176 code for a protein of 274 amino acids. Gene Ontology annotation, molecular function: 2 iron, 2 sulfur cluster binding; electron transfer activity. The record is from RefSeq and is a predicted model, not a curated record. Gene Ontology annotation, biological process: aerobic respiration; respiratory electron transport chain; tricarboxylic acid cycle.
GAACUUAAUUCGUUCUAAUAUCUCCCUUGACCAAAACGACGCCGUUGCCCGUGUAGAAAACCGAAAAGUAAAUGAUCCACGGCGCGAGCCAACCACGUUACUUGGCGAUUAUCUAACGGUUCUCAAUCCUCCACGUCAUCAAUGUACCACACGCAUCCCAAGUCAUUCACGGCAAAUCUUCAAUCUUUUCCACAUGACCCAAACUGCCCCUUCUCAUCCACCCAUUAUGUCGGUUUUUCACAUGCCCAUUUCCGUCAUUUCACACCAAUAUUCUUCGGAAUAUAAAUUCUCCCUCGUUUCGGUUAGCAACCAAUCCGAUAACUCUGUCGACGAUUUCCCAAGUACUCAUCAAUGGCGACUGGUUUAAUCCGACGAGCAAUUUCUAGGGUUCAGGUAACAUCGCAGGCGGCGAGGCUCCUCGUCGGCCGAUCUCACGCCUCCGACGCCAAAGCACAGCCGGUAGAAUCGAAGCCGAAUCUGAAAUCAUUUCAAAUUUACCGAUGGAAUCCGGACAACCCGGGGAAACCGGAGCUCCAGGAAUACAAAAUCGAUCUGAAGGAAUGCGGUCCAAUGGUUCUAGACGCGUUAAUCAAAAUCAAAAACGAAAUAGAUCCUUCGCUUACGUUUAGGAGAUCUUGCAGAGAAGGGAUCUGUGGUUCCUGUGCAAUGAACAUUGACGGCUGCAACGGACUUGCUUGUUUGACGAAGAUCUCAUCGGAUUCUGAAUCGACGAUUACGCCGUUGCCACAUAUGUUUGUGAUUAAGGAUCUGGUGGUUGAUAUGACUAAUUUUUAUAAUCAGUAUAAGUCUAUUGAGCCUUGGCUUAAGAGGAAGACACCUGCACCAACUCCUGGGAAAGAGAUACCGCAGAGUAAGAGUGAUAGGGCUAAAUUGGAUGGCAUGUAUGAGUGUAUUCUUUGUGCUUGCUGCAGCACAUCUUGUCCUAGCUACUGGUGGAAUCCUGAGUCUUAUCUUGGUCCUGCUGCACUCCUCCAUGCCAACCGAUGGAUCAUGGAUAGCCGUGAUGAAUAUACUCAGGAGCGUCUGGAUGCAAUUAAUGACGAAUUCAAGCUUUAUCGUUGCCAUACUAUUCUGAAUUGUUCUCGUGCUUGUCCAAAGGGAUUAAAUCCUGGGAAGCAUAUUCAGAACAUCAAGCGUCUGGAGUUGUCAUCUUAAGCCUGCAGUGUAGUGGUCCAGUCUCUUCUACUAAGAUUGAUUUUGAAGGAUCAGUAGGAAGUUGUUUCUCAAAAUAAUGUAUGCACAGAUUGUAAUUUGCUCUCGAGAUCUUUUUAGUACUUGAAUUUGAGAUGAAAUGUGCAUCUCUCUGAAAUAUAAUACAGUAUCACUUUUAAUUACAUUGCGCCAUAAUGCAUGAAAGACAUGUAUUUGUGUUUCCUUUUAAGUUUCGCGUAUCUAAUGCGUAUGGUCUUUCAAGGAGGGAUUAUUUGGGUUA